GCAGGAGGCGCCAAGUAGACUCAAAACGUGGCAUUUUUCUCGUUUCUUCACCCAAACAACCCUCCCCGCUUUCCACUUCCUUCUCCCACUCUUCUGCAGGUGCAGGUUUCUUUCAAAUUUCUUCAUUCUCUCCAACAAUUGGUGGAACAAGAUGCAUCUCUGAUGGAUUUUCCAAUCUCUUCUUGCAUUUCUUGUUCUUUUUAGUCAUUAGCCGAUGAGGAAUGUCGUUGCGUGCCUCAACCGCCACCGCCUGCUCACUCCGGCUUACCGAACUUCGUAACUGUACAACCGUCCAUGGAACUAAGUUCAAUAUUUGUCUUUUGGGAUUGAAUCAAUUUAUCUAGCCUUGGAGUGAAAGGAAUAGGAUGCCAGAUUUGUUGUCCACUCGGGAUAACUUAUCCGUAAAACUUAUAUUUGUGAAAGGGUUUUCUACGUUCCAAUGUUACUACUUCCAAGUGCAAAUAUAUGUUGGAAGGUUUAAAUUUACGCCAUGUCAAUGAUUUUGGAAAAUGCAUAUCAUUGGGAUAUUUGCAAGAUAUCCAAGCUCUGAGGAGACAAGAUGUUUAUCUGUUGACAAACUUGUUCCACCAAAACUCAUUUUCGACCGGUUAUUCAAGCGUACAUGGUGAAAGGCCAUCUGCAGAGUAUGCGAAGUUGAGAAAGCAAUUGCUGGAAAAUGAAUUUGGGCAUGCACUUGGAGCUUACAGAUCCAAAAGACUUUCCUCUGUCUAUCACUUUGGUCCAUUUUUAGCGUUGUAUAGGGCAGCAAUUAUCUCAUUCCAUGUAUUGAAGCUAACCAUAUGGCAGUUCUUCGUUCAUGACUUAAAAAAGCGUGCUAUUAAGUUUCGAGAAACACUAAUCAGAUUGGGGCCUUUCUAUAUCAAGCUUGGGCAGGCUUUGAGCACAAGGCCGGAUAUAUUGCCAACAGUGUAUUGCCAAGAACUUGCAAGGUUACAGGAUAAAAUACCUCCAUUUCCAACUCACCAAGCAAUCAAAUCUAUUGAGAAUCAGCUGGGUCGUCCUGUUUCACAAAUUUUUGCUGAUAUUAGCCCAGAGCCCAUUGCAUCUGCAUCCUUAGGGCAGGUUUAUAAGGCUCACCUGCAUUCUGGAGAGCUUGUAGCUGUCAAAGUACAAAGGCCUGGCAUGUCUCUUUCAUUGACUCUUGAUGCCUUGUUGUUCCAGAUGAUUGGUGGCCAGUUAAAACGAUUUGCCAAGGCCCGGAAAGAUUUAUUAGUAGCUGUUAAUGAAAUGGUUAGGCACAUGUUUGAUGAAAUCAAUUAUGUUCAAGAAGGGAAAAAUGCUGAGCGUUUUUGUUCUCUCUAUGGAUGUCAACCAUUAGGCGACGGUGGGAAGAGUUCAGCAGUUGAUGGCUCUAUAAAAUAUAAGAAAUCAAACUGUGUUAAAGUCCCCAAAAUAUUUUGGAACUUUACUCGGACGGCUGUGCUUACCAUGGAAUGGAUUGAUGGAAUAAAGCUUACUGAUGAAGUUGGCUUGCAAAAGGCUCAUUUGAAUAGAAGGGAGCUCAUUGACCAGGGAUUGUAUUGCUCUUUGAGGCAAUUGCUUGAGGUGGGUUUUUUCCAUGCUGAUCCACAUCCAGGAAACCUUGUUGCUACUGAGAAUGGCUCUCUUGCAUAUUUUGACUUUGGGAUGAUGGGUGAUAUCCCACGGCAUUACCGCGUUGGACUGAUUCAAGUGCUGGUGCACUUUGUUAAUCGUGACUCGCUUGGUUUGGCCAAUGAUUUUCUUUCUUUGGGAUUCAUUCCUGAAGGGGUUGAUAUUCGAUUAGUUUCUGAUGCUCUAAAUGCAUCAUUUGGCGAUGGAAAAAAACAGUCACUGGAUUUUCAGGGAGUAAUGAACCAGCUAUACAGUGUUAUGUAUGAAUUUAAUUUUUCCCUUCCUCCGGACUAUGCCUUGGUCAUAAGAGCAUUAGGGUCACUCGAAGGCACUGCAAAAGUCCUCGAUCCUGAAUUCAAGGUCUUAGAAAGUGCAUAUCCUUUUGUCAUUGGGAGGCUUUUGGAAGAUCCAAACCCUGAUAUGAGAAGAAUUUUAAGGGAACUCCUCAUCCGAAAUGAUGGAUCCAUUAGGUGGAACCGGCUUGAACGCUUAGUUGCAGCCAUUUCUGAACAGGCUUCCAAGUCAAGUGAGGAAUCCCUCAAGGAUAAUUCUUCGAAUCCCCUGGGAUGGAAAUCAUUUGACAUGCCAGCAGUUGUGGCAGCUACUGAGGAUCUUUUUCUUUUCAUUCUCUCUAAGAAAGGUUCAAGGGUACGUGUUUUCCUCCUCCGCGACAUCAUUGGAACUGUUGACAUUGUUCUGCAGGAUGAAGUUUUUGGGUGCUCAUCCGGUGAGAAGCGUCAGACCAGAUCCGAGGAUCAUGCUAUGCUGGAAAGAGUUGUCCACGGAUUCCAGUGCCUCCGUGAAGCAAUAAAGUUAGCCCCACAAGUGUGGACGGCUAUGCUUAUUCGCAUGGCGUUAAAGCCUGAGGUUCAUAGUUUCUCUUUGGACGUCAUUUCAAGCAUAAUUAUGCAUAUUGGAAGAAAAAUCCCUGACCAUCUUUGGGUUUGUAUUUCAAGAUUCCUUCAUGACUUAGAGAGAGACUGCGGUUCUAACAAAGUAUGAGGAAAGUAAACUACUUCUCUUUCUGUUCUUUUAAACAAUUCUCUCUUUAUAGAACACAUUUUAAAAAAAUCAAUGAUAGUCACAACUAGUUUAGCUCUUAUUUAAGGGUAUCUUUCUGAAUCUCUAGACUGUUAAAUUGAGAGCGGAGUUUUGAAAGAUCGGUUACCUUGGAUUUUGCCUCACGGGUUGGUGACUUUUAUUUGAAAUUUGGAGGGAAUUUUUAAUUUUAUUAGAUUCAAGUAAUUGAACCAUUAAUAACGGGUUAGCAAAAUUUUAGCCUUAUUUAUCCUCGAUAGGUGACCUGUAAAUCUAGGAUGAUAAAAAUAAUCAUUUUAUUAAUUAAAUUCUUAACUGCACAAAUAUUUUUUUUUUUCCCUAUACUCUUAUAGUGUCUAUUACUUCGUGUACAAUUAUUUUAGUCUGGUGGGUGAAACCAUACUUUGAACAUGUGCCUUUGAGUACGUUGUGCUCAGAUGUAGGCAUGGUGACACUGGGUCUCUCAUGUCUGCAUUUGGGAUUUUUUUGGGGUGUUUUUAGUCACGUGCUAAGUGUGACAAUAAAUGAGUCUGGUGUAAAAGGGUAAGUUCAUUUUUAUGUUAUAUGCUUAGUUUAUUUGUCUUAUGUUAUUAUUAUAAAAAAAAAA
This is a messenger RNA of Benincasa hispida (wax gourd), 3259 nucleotides long. RefSeq names its product Protein kinase superfamily protein. The record is from RefSeq and is a predicted model, not a curated record. Lineage: Eukaryota; Viridiplantae; Streptophyta; Magnoliopsida; Cucurbitales; Cucurbitaceae.